Molecule: messenger RNA, 2629 nt
Organism: Hyphopichia burtonii NRRL Y-1933
Lineage: Eukaryota; Fungi; Ascomycota; Pichiomycetes; Serinales; Debaryomycetaceae
Gene: MAK5
Product: putative ATP-dependent RNA helicase
Exons: 1
Coding region: 129-2585 (818 amino acids)
Cellular component (GO): nucleolus
Molecular function (GO): RNA helicase activity; nucleic acid binding; ATP binding
Source: RefSeq, a predicted model, not a curated record
AAAAAAAAAAAAAACCUUUUGAAAAAAAAAAAAAGGUCCUGCACCUAAGCGACCUCUGCUCGAUUUUUUUUCCUCUAUUUGAGAUGACUUGAUCUUUCAGAUACAACCUUUUCAGAUUGUAAGUAAGAAUGGCUUUGAAAGAUAAACCUGUUAAAAAGACCGCUGCUAAGGGCAAUUCUGGUGCCAAAGGUAAGCCUGUUAAAGGCAAAGGUAAACCUGCCAAAGGUAAAACUUUGAAAAAAGGACCAAAUGGUAAGGUUGUUAAAAAAUCGAAAAAACCCCAAACACUUAAACAACAACAAAAAUUAGAAUCUAAAGUGGUAAAAGCUGGUAAUUUGAAUUGGAAACCAGUGGAAAUCCCUGAUAAUUUAGAUGAUUAUGAAGGUUUCUACGGUUUAGAAGAAAUUGACGGGGUUGAUGUUAAAAUAGUUGAUGGGAAAGCUGAAUUCAUAGUUCAAGAUAAAAGAAAUUUGAAAACUGAAGCACAAUUAGAAGAAUUAGAAAAAGCCGAUGGUGUUUGGGAAGACAAGGAAAAUAAAGAAGGUAAUGACAAAGAAGAUGAAAAGGAACUGGAAGACGAAGAUGAAGAGGAAGAAUUUACUGGAUUUGACGAUAUCGCCGAACCAAAAGCACAAGAUAACCAAAAAGAAGCACAAGAUAACCAAAAAGAGGAGGCCUCAAACAAGCAAGACAAAGAUGAAGAGCUCUUACAAAAUGCUUUCAAGCAACUUGAUUUACCUUUACCUGAUGACGAUGAUAUUGACUUACCUGCUUGGACUGAUCAAGAAAAAGGAUUGGAGUUAAGUGCUUAUACUUUAAAUGGGUUAUCAUCUUUAAAGUUUAAUCAACCAACACCUAUUCAAAAAAGAACCAUCCCUCUUGCUUUACAAGGUAAGGAUGUCAUAGGUAAAGCAACCACUGGUUCAGGUAAAACUUUGGCUUAUGGUAUACCAAUUUUAGAAAAACAUAUUUCCAAAAUUAAUCACAUCAAAAAUAAUUUGAAAAAUAAAAAAAUAAACUCUCCUUCAGGUAUCAUUUUCGCUCCAACUAGAGAAUUGGCUCAUCAAGUUGUUGAUCAUUUAAACAAAAUUGCACAAUAUUCUCCCUUAUCUCAACAUGGUAUUGUGACCAUCACUGGUGGGUUGUCUAUCCAAAAACAAGAGAGAUUAUUAAGCCAUGGCCCAGGUAUCAUCGUUGCCACCCCAGGUAGAUUCUUGGAAUUAUGUCAACAAGAUGAAGAAUUAGCCAAAAGAUUGGCCUGCACCGAUAUACUCGUUCUAGAUGAAGCUGAUAGACUUUUACAAGAUGGUCAUUUCGAAGAGUUUGAAAAAAUUUUGGAACUUUUCCAUAAACAUAGACCUCGUAAUGAUUCAAAAAUUGAUUGGAAAUGGCAAACCCUCGUUUUCUCAGCUACUUUUUCAACUGAUUUAUUUGGUAAAUUAGAUAAAGGUUAUAAAAAAGGUCAAAAAAGUCAAAUUUCUGGUUCAUUGAUUGAUAAUGAAGGUAUUUUGAACUUAUUAACCGAAAAAUUGAAAUUUAAAGAUGCAAAGCCGUCAUUAAUUGAUGCUAAUCCAAAAGAAAUUGUUUCUGGUCAAAUCACUGAGGCUUUGGUUGAGUGUGGUCCUACUGAAAGAGAUUUAUAUUUAUAUUAUUUCUUGUUAAUGUAUUCUGGAUCUACUUUAGUUUUUGCGAAUUCAAUUGACUCGGUUAAAAGAUUGGUUCCAUUAUUAAAUAAUUUAAAGAUUCCAGCAUUUUCAAUUCAUUCUUCUAUGAUUCAAAAACAAAGAUUGAGAGCAUUAGAAAGGUUUAAGGAAGCAAGUGAAAAAAAUUCAACUGCAGUACUUAUAGCAUCCGAUGUUGCUGCCAGAGGUUUAGAUAUUUCAAAUAUUGAUCAUGUGGCCCAUUAUCAUUUACCUAGAUCAGCAGAUGUUUAUAUUCAUAGAUCAGGUAGAACUGCAAGAGCUGGUAAAGAGGGGGUUUCAGUGAUGUUCUGUUCUCCACAGGAGGCAUCAGGACCUUUUAAAAAGUUGAGAAAAAUGGUUGCAAGCUCUUCAGAAAAUAAUGCCAGAUUAAAUGUUCAUAAUGACGUUAAAUUAUUACCAAUUGAAAUGGACAUCAUUUCCCAGAUCAAACCAAGAGUCAAACUUGCAGCAAAAUUAUCUGAUGCAAAUCUCUCCAAUACUGCAACUCGUAAAGAAGAUAGUUGGGUCAAGCAAGCUGCCGAUGAUUUGGGGCUUGAAGAUUUGUCUGAUAUAGAAAAUUUUGAAGAUGAUAUUAUUAAAAAACAAAGAAAAAGAAAAGAAGGUAAGACCAUUACUAAAGAAGAAGCAAAACAAUUAAAAUUUCAAUUAAACGAACUAUUAAACACUCAAUUAAGAAAAAAUCAUAGGAGGUCAUACUUGACUAGUGGAUUGGAAAAUCUCGCUCAUCAAAUGGUUAGUGGUAAGACCCAUCAACAAAUUUUGGGGCAUAAAGAAUCUAAAGCUUUGGAUGAAUUAAGAAAGAAACCUCAAUCAAAGGCCAAAAUUAAUAAGAAAAAGAAUAAAGAAGCCCUUGGUAAGAUUUCCAAGCCAGUUAAGAAGUAAACUUUGCAUUUAUAGAUUAUUUUGUACAAUAUUUAACUAGUUAU